Molecule: messenger RNA, 1637 nt
Organism: Anolis carolinensis (green anole)
Lineage: Eukaryota; Metazoa; Chordata; Lepidosauria; Squamata; Anolidae
Gene: harbi1
Product: harbinger transposase derived 1
Exons: 3
Coding region: 236-1282 (348 amino acids)
Source: RefSeq, a predicted model, not a curated record
GCGUCCGCGAAACUACAGCCUAGUGGCGGCGAGGAGCUCCGCCUUUCUCUCUGCCUCUCCGCCUGGGCUCCAGGGAGCCAUUCCAGGACCGUCUUCCCUUCCGCCGAUCCUGGGCCUGGAAGGAAACGGAGGGGAACACGCAGUCGCUUUCCCCCUCUGGUUGCAUUGUGUUCUGGUUCUCAGUGGCCCCUGUGCAGCUGAACACAGGAAAUAAGAAAAAAAGCUUUAAUCCAUCAUGACUGUUCCAAUAGCAGUCCUGGAUUGUGAUCUCUUGCUUUAUGGUCGUGGACACAGGACACUUGAUCGCUUCAAACUGGAAGAUGUUACUGAUGAGUAUUUAGUAUCUACGUAUGGCUUCCCACGUCAGUUCAUUUACUAUCUGGUAGAUCUUCUGGGAGCCAAUCUUUCUCGUCCUACCCAGCGAUCCAGGGCAAUUAGCCCAGAAACUCAGAUUCUUGCUGCAUUAGGUUUUUACACUUCUGGCUCUUUCCAGACCCGCAUGGGAGAUGCCAUUGGCAUCAGUCAGGCAUCUAUGAGCCGUUGUGUUGCCAAUGUUACUGAAGCCCUGGUGGAGAGAUCUUCUCAAUUCAUUCAUUUUCCAGAGGACGAUGCAUCUGUGCAGCAACUGAAAGAUGACUUCUACACAUUGGCAGGUAUGCCAGGAGUGCUAGGACUUGUUGAUUGCACCCAUGUAGCAAUAAAGGCACCAAAUGCUGAAGACUUGUCAUAUGUCAAUCGAAAGGGCCUUCAUUCCUUGAACUGCCUGAUGGUUUGUGAUGCGAGAGGAUUGCUGCUGAGUGCAGAAACACAUUGGCCAGGCAGCCUGCAGGACUGCACUGUGCUGCAGCAGUCAGGCCUAAGGAACCAGUUUGAAGCUGGCAUGCACAAAGAUGGGUGGCUCCUUGGUGAUAAUUCCUUCUUUCUUCGCACUUGGCUAAUGACUCCACUGCAUAUCCCUGAGACACCUGCAGAGUAUAGAUAUAAUAUGGCACACUCAGCUACUCACAAUAUCAUCGAACAAACAUUCUGGUCCAUUCGAUCCCGGUUCCGUUGUUUGGAUGGAUCAAAGGGCACACUGCAAUAUUCUCCAGAGAAGGCCAGCCAUAUCAUCUUAGCUUGUUGUGUGCUUCAUAACAUAGCUCUUGAGCAUGGGCUAGAUAUAUGGUCUUCUUUAACAAUGGGACAGAUGGAACAGCCAGAGGAAGAAUAUGAGCAUAUGGAAUCACUUGACUCUGAAGCCUACCAAGUUCGCAAAGAAUUGUUGAUCACUCACUUUAGCUAACACGAUGAGACAUAUCACUUCAGUCUUAAAAAAGAGUGUGUGGGGGAAGAAAAUAUGGCUCAUUCUGAUUUUUGGGAAAAGUGUGUAGUUGAAGAGAAUUAGGAUGGGAUUAUUUGUAGGCACUAUGGGGGAAAUAAUAAUUUUCUAUAUGGAAAAUAUGCUGCAUUUAAAAGGCUUUAAUAUGCAAGUUCAAGCUGAGUCUGAGAAUGCUCAGAAUUUCACUACUAAUGUUCAGCCUUUUCAGAAGAUACUUCUUCAAGGACACAGAUACAAAAUCAAAGAGGAUGACUGUCUUCAUAAAAUGUAUUAAUAUCUUUAAGGAUAGUAAAAUAUAAUAAAAAGUAUCUUGAGCACA